UCUCCUUCCUUUUCAGCUAUCUCCACAGUGCCACCUUAACUGCAGCCUGAGCAGGCUGUUCGUGUUUGUGUUGAAGCCAACAGGCACAAUAUAUUACAGUCUAGGGCUCGCUGCUGAAAAGCCUGCUGGAUCUUCCAGUGACCUGCUGUUCUUUCCUGCUUUCCUGUGUAUUUUUUCUCUCCCUCUCCCUCCUCUAGAUUUAGAUUAAAAACAAAGCUCUCUCUCCCAUCCUCCUUUUUUUUUUUGACUCUCUCUCCCCCCUUUCUUUUACACACUCAGUCUGGUUGAGGGAAGAAAUCCCUUUAGUUUGUCUCUCUGUGUUACAAGAGGAAGUCGCCUUGGCUCGAAUCGGAUGGAGGUGUGUGUUUGUUUUUGGACCUUGUUGGUGUGCUUUGAGGAAGGACAGAGAAGGGACAGUUGGAUGUGACUGCGGCUUCACCAGAGCAGUCAGAGUCAUCAGAGCAGGAGAGAGGAGGACAGCUGAGAGUGUGACUUUGACUCCUCUCAGGAGGAAAGGUGGAGAAAAAGUCAGCCGUGGGAGUUUCUGGAAUUAAUUUUGCAUUAGCCCUUGUUGGAUGUGCUGAGUUUUGGUCUGACUCGGAGGCUGAAGCCGGGUUACCAACUCUGGAUCCUGGGCUCCAGGUUCUACUGAAACCUUCACUUCUCCUUUACAGGAGUGCAAAGAGCUGAGGGAGCCCGCAAUCCAUCAAACUCCUAACCAGAGCCUUUGCACUGACCAUGUACCCACAGGGUAGACACCCGGUCCCACUGCAGCCUGGCCAGUCCUUUAAGUUCACUGUGCUGGAGACACUGGACCGUAUUAAAGAGGAGUUUCAGUUCCUCCAGGCACAGUACCACAGUCUGAAGCUGGAGUGUGAGAAGCUGGCCAGCGAGAAGACGGAGAUGCAGAGGCACUACAUCAUGUAUUAUGAGAUGUCUUAUGGACUUAACAUAGAGAUGCACAAACAGGCAGAGAUUGUAAAGAGGCUCAGCGCUAUCUGUGCUCAGAUCAUCCCUUUCCUCUCUCAGGAGCACCAGCAACAGGUGGUGCAGGCUGUGGAGCGGGCAAAGCAGGUCACCAUGGCAGAACUCAACGCCAUCAUUGGGCAGCAGCAGCUCCAGCACUUGUCUCAUCACACCCCGGGUAUCCCGCUAACCCCCCACCCAUCAGGCCUGGCACUGGGGGGCGCCUCGGGCCUGUUGGCUCUCACUGGGGCGCUUGGCGUUUCUGCUCACCUGAGCAACAAGGACGAACGCAACCACCUGGAUGCCGAGCACCUUCGAGAAGGUACACCCAGCAGGAGUAAGUCUGUGUCAUCAACAGACAGUCAAGCGAUAGAGGAGCGUCAGGGCCCCUCGGGAGUCUUCCCCUCUCACACCAGCAGUGACGCCAAGAGGAGGCGCUGUGAAGAUAAAGACGGCCCGUCACAUUAUGACAGUGAUGGGGACAAGAGUGAAGACAACCUAGUGGUGGAUGUCUCUAAUGAGGACCCUUCCUCUCCUGUCGGCAGCACUCCUCACUCUCCUCAUGGAAAUGGCUUAGACAGAGCACCUACACUGAGAAAGGAGCUUCCCAGAUCACCAAGCCUCCCUCCUGCCCCCUCACCUCCAGAUCACAGCCCCGCUCCAGGCAAGAGCAAGGACCUGGCACAGUCAGAGAAAUGUCAGUCACCAUCGUCGAAGUCAGGCAGUAGUUCCCCCUCGCACCGUGAGGCCCUCACCCCUGGACCCAGCACUUCCUGUCUACGGCUCGUCACUAAGCCUGUGUCCUCAGCAGAUCCUAUGGCAGCUUUGCGCAGUCCUUUGUCCAUGGCACCAGCUUCUUAUCCAGCUCAUUUUGGUGUCGUGUCUCACGCUGGACUGAAUGGAGAGCUGGCCAGUCCAGGCAGCUUUGGUGGAUCAAUCACUCUCUCACCCCAGAUCAGUACUGCAGCUAGUGCCUACACACGCAGCCCCAUGGUGGCAUAUGAAUCCCGCUCUCACCUCAGGCCCUCAGGGCUGUCCUCCUCGCUGCCCGGAUCCAGUGGGGGCAAGCCUGCAUACUCAUUCCAUGUGAGUGCAGAUGGACAGAUGCAGCCCGUGCCCUUCCCUCCUGAUGCCCUCCUGGGCCCUGGCAUCCCGCGCCACGCCCGCCAGAUCCACACGCUUAGCCAUGGAGAGGUGGUGUGUGCCGUGACUAUCAGCACCUCCACACGCCACGUCUACACUGGCGGCAAAGGCUGCGUCAAAGUGUGGGACAUCAGCCAGCCGGGCAACAAGAGCCCCAUGGCCCAACUCGACUGUCUGAACAGGGACAACUACAUCCGCUCAUGUAAGCUCCUCCCAGACGGUAGAACUUUGAUAGUCGGUGGUGAAGCCAGCACUCUGUCCAUCUGGGAUUUGGCCACGCCCACUCCACGCAUCAAGGCAGAGUUGACGUCCUCGGCUCCGGCGUGCUACGCUCUGGCCAUCAGUCCAGACAACAAGGUCUGUUUCUCCUGCUGCAGCGACGGCAACAUCGUCGUGUGGGACCUUCACAACCAGACGCUCGUCAGGCAGUUCCAGGGCCACACUGAUGGAGCCAGCUGCAUCGACAUCUCCAACGACGGGACCAAACUGUGGACCGGGGGACUCGACAACACGGUGCGCUGCUGGGACCUGAGAGAGGGCCGACAGCUCCAGCAGCACGACUUCACCUCCCAGAUCUUCUCCCUGGGCUACUGUCCUACUGGAGAGUGGCUGGCAGUGGGCAUGGAGAGCAGUAAUGUGGAAGUUCUGCACGUCUCCAAACCAGACAAGUACCAGCUGCACCUUCACGAGAGCUGUGUGCUGUCACUCAAGUUCGCCUACUGUGGUAAAUGGUUUGUGAGCACAGGAAAAGACAAUCUGUUAAACGCGUGGAGAACUCCAUAUGGAGCCAGCAUCUUCCAGUCCAAGGAGUCCUCAUCCGUCCUGAGCUGCGAUGUCUCCCCAGACGAUAAGUACAUAGUUACUGGCUCUGGAGAUAAGAAAGCCACCGUGUACGAGGUGGUCUACUGAGCACAUGAGAGACGAGCGAGAGAGGGAUGGAUGGAUGGAUGAAUGGAUGGAUGGAACAAAAAAUGAGUUGAAAGAAAAACAGGGGAGCUCAUUCAUGGCAGCUGUUGUGGGCAACCAUAGGUGCUCUUUCCGAACUGUAUUCCCCUGCAUCAUCUAACCAUUAGUACCAUUAAACUCCCUUCCCAUCCCCAUUCCAUCCCUCUAUAAGUAGGAAAAAGAGAGACAAACUGAAAGAAUAAACAGUGGGAGUAUAAUUAGCACAGUGUCUAGAUGAAACGCCCAGCAGCGAUGAGAAAGCACACAGGAGACGAAGUAAGCACUUAGGGAGCUGCAACUCACACAAACACAGAUAGCAGACAAUCAAUGCAUUACUGCAAAAGAAAAAACAAAGAUCACACUUUAAUGAGACCAAAUGCAACAGAGCUCGUUACACAGCGCCUCAGAGAGCAGAAACAUCAGACCGCUGCAGCGUAGCGCGGGCUCUGGCCUGAGAAACCUGUUCCAGUGUGUCUGCAUCACACCAAUUACACACGCACAUAAACUAAUCUGGCUGAUGUGGAAGCCUGAUGUUUAUACCGCUGAUCACUACCUAAUGGUCUGCAGAACCAUAUUCACCCUGAAAAUGACUCCUGGAUAUUUGGCCAAAAAUGUAAAAUUGUCCCUGACUUGUCAUUGACAAAGAUCUUAUGCUGCCAAUUGUUUGGUUUUCCAGUUUGAAGACGCUGGUUCACAUUCCACGUCUUUAAUGUUGUGCUUGAUUGGGUGGUGUAGUAUUAAUGCCACCUCAUAUCUCCAGGGUCCCAGGUUUAAUCCUGAGCCUGAGGUCACUGUCUGUUUCACAUGCUCCUUCCACAGAUGGGGUGGAAUUCCUUCCAAAACAUGAGGAGAAGCAUGGUGGUUAUGUCAAAUUGCCCCUAGAUGUGAAAAUGUGUGUGCAUGUCACUCCGAGAUGGACUGAGCCUAUUCCUACAGGAAUACGCCUUGGAUCCGGAGCAUGUUUCAGGCUUGAUGGUUAACGUUCAUGUUUUUAUGUUUUUACGAUGUGUCACUAGUGUAAACAAGUUUCUGCUCUGAAAUGAGCACUCCAAAUCAGUCAUGUGUCCAAAGAAGAAGCAAAAAUACCACAAUCCAUUAUUUCCGUCGUGCCGAAAUGGACGCACUAGCAACAGUCUUAAUUAGAUAGAUGAUUUGAUCUAAAGGUCAGCCUGAGCUGAUCAGCUGCUGUUUUUUUGCCGUGUUUACUGGCACUGAGAGUGAAACAGCGGUGAGGUACACAUGCAGAGUGCUGUAAUAUAAAAUAAACACAGACUCUGAUAUGACUGUCAUUUGUCAUUACUGUUGCAGCCCUUGUAUCAGAUAUGUAUUCAAACUAGGACAAGUCACGGAAAUCAGAAAUACAAAAAAAAAAAAACAGAAGUGUCACAUAACAUUUCUAACAAAACGCUAUUGUAACAGAUUCCUUGACGUGUUUUAGCGCUCUCCAGUCUUCCCAGGCUGUGGGUAAUAGGCAGGCUACAGUUUAGUUUGCAGCAAUCUUUGCCUUUGUAAUCACGCCAGAACACAAAGCCAGAACACAACAACCUUUUUUUACUCUCCCGUAUCCGCACAAUCCACUCACUCUAUCUUACACAUUAUUUCCGCCCUCUCACACACGAGUUCCACUUAAAACUGUCCCUCAUGAAGCCGGAGCUGAUAACAACUGCGUUUCUCUUCUAACAGCAUUAACAAAUUAAAUGUUCCCUAUGUAAAGAUAUAAAUGAAGUAUACAGGACUUUAGGAAGAAUACUAAAUUCUAAGGCGGCACAGUGGUCUCGUGGUCAGCACUGUGCUGGCACUCCAGGGUCGAGGGUUUGAUUCCCAACCCAAAUACCCUGUAGUGUGUGUGUGCCCUGCAAUGGAUUGGCACUUUGUCCAGGGUUCACUCCGCCUUGUGCAGCUUGUAUAGGCUUAGUAGUUUAGAAGAUGAAUGAAUAUUCAACAUAAAUAAAUACAUAUACACUUUUACAGUGUGCUGCACAUCACAAUAAAUAACUUAAAUUAAUAUAGUAACCUUAAUUAAAAUGUUACAAAAACUAUUGUGUACAGGAAUCAAAGGUAACCAUCUUAACUAUAAAAAUAAUAAUAAUCCCUGCAGACAUGUAUUUUUUUAUUAUUAUUCCUAAAUCAUCCCAUAAUACACCCCUGCUUCAUUCCUGUAUCUCGAAGCGCUGUGGUUGCCCACCCAACCUGUGAUGUCUGAAAGUGAUCCUCACCAUGCUGAGGGAAAAGAUUUUGUGCUUUUAAUUUGCUCAAUAUGUUUCUGGGGUUUUGUUUAUCACAUUAAUCUGAUAUGUGAUUCAGAAGACCUGUCUUGGAAUCUGAAAUAUUCUUUCGCUUGCUACUUUUCCAAACACACACAAAAAAAAGAACUGUAAGAUUUUUGUAAUGAAAAUAAGUAAUAGUGCUACAACAGUGUUUUGUUCUGUUUAUUGUUAUGCAUAUAGUGUAUUUGCUCCUUUCUAUAACCGGCUCAGAUGACGGCUGCCCAAAGAUGUUGGGAUUUUAGUCUUGCGCAAUCCAGACCAUAUCCACUGCCUUAUCAUUACAUCUUACCUGUAACAGGAAUUGCAUCACAUCUGGUCAUGCUAUGGGAAUCUCUGUAUCUAAUGCUGCCUGAGGCUUUGUUUCUAUACUGACAACAGCGUAUAGUGUCCAGCAAUCUCGCUCUGAAGCCAAGGACUUUUUUUUUUUUUUUUUUUUUCUCAAAAAGGCACAGUUGUGAUAUCUCUCUGUAGCACUUCAAAUGAGAUGUACCAGACAUGCAUAUAAAGACAAUUAAACUUGUGGUCAUCUUUUGA
Molecule: messenger RNA, 5855 nt
Organism: Clarias gariepinus (North African catfish)
Lineage: Eukaryota; Metazoa; Chordata; Actinopteri; Siluriformes; Clariidae
Gene: tle2b
Product: TLE family member 2, transcriptional corepressor b
Exons: 20
Coding region: 739-3018 (759 amino acids)
Biological process (GO): negative regulation of canonical Wnt signaling pathway; regulation of DNA-templated transcription
Cellular component (GO): nucleus; transcription regulator complex
Molecular function (GO): transcription corepressor activity; protein binding
Source: RefSeq, a predicted model, not a curated record